Messenger RNA from Rotaria sp. Silwood2, 2451 nucleotides. The record is from the annotation of a GenBank genome assembly. NCBI's taxonomy places the organism in Eukaryota, Metazoa, Rotifera, Eurotatoria, Philodinida, Philodinidae.
AUGUCUAAUGAAUUAUUUCUUCGAUAUUUACUUAGUUUUGAUAAUUUAAUUAUUGAUCCAAAAAAGUUAGAUCUAUGUAUGGAUAUGAAUAAACCUUUAGCACAUUAUUUUAUUUCAUCAUCUCACAAUACAUAUCUAGCAGGGUCUCAAUUGACUGGACGUUCAAGCGUUGAAAUGUAUCGACAAGUAUUAUUAACUGGAUGUAGAUGCAUUGAAUUGGAUGUAGUCGAUUCAGAAAGAAAAAAUGAUGAACCUGAAAUAAAACAUAAAAAUACACCUGUGAGACCGGUACUUUUUAUUGAAGUUAUUGUUGCUAUUAAAGAGUACGCUUUUAAAGUGACUUCAUAUCCAUUAAUACUUUCAAUCGAGAAUUUAUGCGGUCCUAAAGCUCAAGCUAAAAUGGCUCAAUAUUUUGUUGAUAUAUUCGGUGAACAUCUUAUAACUGAACCACUCAAAACACAUCCAUGUGAAGAAAACUAUCCAUUACCAAGUCCAAAUGAUCUUAAAUAUAAAAUCUUAAUUAAAAAUAAAAAACUAAAUCCAAAUCCAAGUCCAAAUUCAAUUUCAAAAGUAAAUAAUGGAAAUAAUCGAACACUUCCUCGAAAACCAACUUCAGUAUCAACAAGUAGUAGUGAUCAAAGUACUGAUAUAAGUACAGUUCCACCAUCACCUAAAAAUUUAUGUCAUAUGACACAAUCAGAUGACUCCAAUAAAAGUAAAGAGGCAGUAUUUGAACAAAUUUCUUCAUUGGCAAGUCAUGAACAAUUAAUGAAUAAAAAUCCUCGCUAUUGUGUUCUUAUCGAUAAUGCAGAUUCAUCUGAAGAAUGUACAGAUAUUAAUGAAACAAAUCCAAGUGAAAGUCAAUCAGCAAAUAAUGAUAGAUAUCGUGAAUCGAAAGCAACAAAAGCUAUGUCGGAUCUUGUUCAUUAUGUAGUUCCUGUACGAUUUAAAACAUUUGCACUAGCAGAAGAACGUAAUAGAAGUUUUGAAAUGUCAUCAUUUUCUGAAGACAGAGCAUUGAAUAUAGUUCGUGAACAAGCAAAAGAAUUUCUUUCUUAUAAUCAACGACAAUUAUGCCGAAUAUAUCCACGUGGUACACGUUGGGAAUCAAGUAAUUUUAAUCCAUAUAUAUUUUGGCCUAUUGGAUGUCAAAUGUGUGCAUUAAAUUAUCAAACAUUAGAUGUCCCGAUGCAACUUAAUUUAGGCUUAUUUUCAUUUAAUAAUGCUUGUGGUUAUAUAGAAAAACCAUUAGCAUUAUGUCAAUUAAAACGUUCAUUUGAUCCAAGAGUUCGAAUGAAUAUUGAAAAUGUUGCCGGUUAUCAAAUUCAUAUAAAAGUUAUAUCGGGUCAAUUUUUAUGUCAAGAUCGUGAACCAACAUUUGUUGAUAUUCAAAUGUAUGGAAUGUAUGGUGAUACUACUAAACGACAUGAGUUUCUUGUGCGUGCUAAACGUUGGAAUGGUUUUCAAGCUAUUUAUGAUGAUACAGAUAUUGAUUCAAAUAAAUAUAAUAUUCGAUUUCCAAAUGUUACUUUACCAGAAAUGGCGGCACUUCGUUUUGUUGUUUCAACUGAAGAUGGAACAUUCAUAGGACAAAGUUUUAUACCUAUUGCUCAUAUACGUCCAGGUUAUCGUUAUGUUGUAUUACGAAAUCAAAUAAAUAUACCUAUUAAUUCAUCAAGUUUAUUGAUAUUUAUCGAAAUCAAUAUUCAUAUUAAUGCUGAAUAUCAAGAUAUUGCUAGUAAACUUGUUGAUCCAUUAAUGAGUCAAACUAAGAAUUUAAAUAAAUCAGAUCAAGAUUCAAAUAAUGAAACAAAUAAAUAUGAUAAAAUUGUUUCGAAAAUUUUAGUACGAAAUCAUAGUUUAUCAUCUAUUCAACAAGAAAACACUGGUAGAACACAGAUCGAAACAAUAUCAUCAGAUGAAACAAAGUCGUAUCAAAAACAUUUAAUUGCUGCUAGUAGAUUACAUGAGAGAAAAAUUUUAUGUAACGUUCUUUCAUUAAAUGAUAUCAUAUCCAAAGAAAUUGUUAAAGGAGAUCGAACUAUUCAUGACAAACUACGACGAAUUUCAAUUGAUUAUCAAAAGAAAAUUGAAAAAGAAGAAGAUAUUUUUCAACGAUGUUUUAAUCUUCAAUGUGAUACUCAUCGAGACAAAUCAACAAUGACAAAUAAUUCGGAAAAUAAAUAUCAAACAACAAGUGAAAUUCUGAAAAAAGUUAUUAUUCAACUAAAAUUAAAUUUAUUAAUUAAUUCAUUUUCAUUUAUAUUUUGUUUUUUUUUUUCAAAGAAUAUUGAACAAGCUGAACAAUCUUUACUCUCACUUCAUUCAAAAAAAUUUAAUCAACAAGAAGAAUUAGAAUGUAGCAGUUUAGAUGAAGUUCGUAUAUUCUUAAGUGAAAAUGUCAAAAUAAAAGUUUUCAUAUGGAAUUUAUUAUUUCUUAUAGUAUUAUAG